GUGAUGAAUCCCCCAUUGUGAAGCAUCUUGAGCGUGAUCAUGCUGGAAAUAUUUAUGUAAUUGAUAUUGGUUUGGUAAUCUGAUGGAUAUGAAAUUGAUGACUGCAUCUGAAGAUAUUUAUGUAAAGAUGGCAGGGAAAGAUGUAGAAGCAAUUGUACAAAAAAGAUUGCCCAAGUUCAAGAAAAAGAAGCAAAAGAUUACCUCUGCUAUAAUCUGGGUGCUGUCUUUUGGAAUUUUGAUCUUAUGCUUGGCCAUCAUCAUUUAUAGAUGGGAGAUUCGUAAAAAAGGAAAGAUAAAAGAGAAAAGAGAAUCAGAUGCAAUAAAUAGUCAGCAUGAUGAGGAAGAUCUAGAAUUGCCCUUAUUUGGUAUAGAUACGGUUACUUCUGCAGCAAAUAAUUUUUCAACUGACAACUUAUUAGGAAGAGGUGGUUUUGGACCAGUUUAUAAGGUAAUUAAAUGGGAAAAAAAUUGUUGUCAUCCCUGUCUAGAAUGCAUAAUAUUCUUGAUAAAUUUUGUUUUCUUUUCUUUACAAGAUUCCCUAGUUAGUUGCUUUCUGGUGCUUAAGUUAGAUUAGGCAGUGUCCCAAAGAUAAAGACA
Messenger RNA from Arachis duranensis, 597 nucleotides. Its product is annotated as receptor-like serine/threonine-protein kinase SD1-7. NCBI's taxonomy places the organism in Eukaryota, Viridiplantae, Streptophyta, Magnoliopsida, Fabales, Fabaceae. Bases 83 to 574 code for a protein of 163 amino acids. The transcript has 3 exons. The record is from RefSeq and is a predicted model, not a curated record.